Molecule: messenger RNA, 5669 nt
Organism: Oncorhynchus nerka (sockeye salmon)
Lineage: Eukaryota; Metazoa; Chordata; Actinopteri; Salmoniformes; Salmonidae
Product: zinc finger protein PLAGL2-like
Biological process (GO): regulation of transcription by RNA polymerase II
Cellular component (GO): nucleus
Molecular function (GO): DNA-binding transcription factor activity, RNA polymerase II-specific; sequence-specific DNA binding
Source: RefSeq, a predicted model, not a curated record
CUCGCUGCAGCCUGAGAGCGAGACAGAGACACGGUCAGGCCCCGAAUAUAGACACAUUAUAGAACAUUUUAGAUUAUUAUUUUUUUAAUCAAACAACAGAUCGAGGGAAGAAAGACCGUGAAAGGUGGCGUGGAGUCUCUCCCACCGUAUGUUUGCGAAUAUUCGGUGAUGGAAUGUUACCGGGGUUCCAUGAGAAAUUGACAAAUGCGGCGCUGGAAACUUUUUGACAUUGACAACAGCAGCACUAUCUGAGGCCCAGACCGUAGCCCUCCUAAGCCCUACCCGGUCCUGCCUGGAGCCACGCCCUACACUGCCCUCCACCACUCCCCACGUAGAGCCUGGAAGGCAGGGAAGCCACGGCCGGGGUUUCAUGGCAACAGCACCCUAGGGCUGCCAUGGCAGCUGGUGCCGCCGAGGCUCCACGCCAUGUUACAGCACUGACGCCGGAGGACGAGGAACGACUAGCCGCUGCCGAGCUGUACAGCGACACUACCCUGCCACGGACAGAGAGAGAGAGAGAGAGGGAAGAGCGAGCCAGCGGCAACGAGUGUUUGGUGUGUGGGACUUGGUUUGGUUCGCAGGAUAAGCUUCGGCUUCACUCUUUCUGUCACACGGGAGAAAAACCAUUCCACUGCUCCCAGCCACACUGUCCUAAGGCCUUCAGCUCCAAAUAUAAACUGUUCAGGCAUAUGGCCACACACUCUCCGCAGAAAACUCACCAGUGCUCGUUCUGCGAGAAAAUGUUUCACCGCAAAGAUCACCUGAAGAACCACCUGCAGACCCAUGACCCCAACAAAGAGGCCUUCAAGUGUGAGGAAUGUGGCAAGCACUACAACACCAAGCUGGGCUACAAGCGUCAUGUGGCCAUGCAUUCAGCCACAGCUGGGGACCUCACCUGUAAGGUGUGCCUGCAGAGCUACGAGAGUACCCCUGCCCUGAUGGAGCAUCUCAAGAGCCACUCGGGCAAGUCCUCCGGAGGUGCCAAGGAGAAGAAGCAUCCAUGUGACCACUGUGACCGCCGCUUCUACACACGGAAGGACGUGCGUCGCCACAUGGUGGUCCACACCGGCAGAAAGGACUUCCUGUGUCAGUACUGCGCCCAGCUCGGCAGGAAGGACCACCUGACGCGGCAUGUGAAGAAGAGCCACUCUCAGGAGCUGCUGAAGAUAAAGACUGAGCCUCUGGACAUGCAAGGCAUGCUGGGCUCUGGCUCCUCCCCCUGCACCGUCAAAGAGGAGCUCAGCCCUAUGAUGUGCAGUAUGGGUUCCAGCAAAGACCACAUGCUGGCCAAGCCGUUCCUCAGCGGCACCCCCUUCCCCAUGGGCAUGUACAACCCCCACCACCUCCAGGCCAUGUCCAACCCUGAGGUGGGCCACCACCACUCUCUGAUGCCCGGCUCCCUGUCCACUGCCAUGGGGAUGGGCUGCCACAUGGAGCCCCCCCUCCAUCCCCCGCACCACCACCACCACCACCACCACCAUCACCACCACAUCCAAAACUCCCCCCCGCUGCCCCACCUGCAGCAGCCCCAACAGCACCAGCAGCAACAGCACGCCCAGCCUCCACCCAAGUACCAGCUGGGAUCUACCUCAUACCUGCUGGACAAGCCCCUCAAAGUGGAGAUGGAGAGCUUUCUCAUGGAUCUGCAGAGUGGGCUGCCGGGCCACCACUCAGGUGAUCAUCAUCACGCUGCUGCCUCACCCCCCAAGGAGGGACUAGAGCACCCCUCAGGCCUGACAGACGAGCUGUGUGGUGACCCCCUCCUGUCUAAGAGCCCUGCUGUCAUCGCUGAGUCUCUGUGCACAGCUAACAUGGACUUCUCUCACCUGCUGGGCUUCCUGCCUCUCAACCUGCCCCCCUACAACGCCCCCAUCAGCACAGCAGGACUAGUCAUGGGGUACACCUCAUCUGCUGCCUCCUCCUCUUCCUCCUCUUCGUCAUCCUUGCGUGGCACUGAGCCCCACGCCGCUGCCACAGCCGCACCUCUUACCUCUUUGCAACCUCAAGCUCAGGAGCAGCAUGGCUCCAGCAGGGGCCUGGGUCUAGGGCCCCUGCACCCUCUCCCGCCAGUGUUUAGCUCCAGCCUCAGCACGACCACCCUGCCUCGCUUUCACCAGGCCUUCCAAUGAGGGGCCCCCCAGGCCAUCAUCCUCAGCUCACUGCCUCACACCCAGGGGCCAAGGGGCCUCUUGGGCUGCAAGGGUGGACAUAAAAACACUUGAACACUUAGAAGCCUUAAUUGAAGUGCACAAAAGCUUUUGAUUGAGCUCCAGAGGAAACUAAAUCCCUUUGUUGAAACAAAAAGGAAAAGACGAGAAACUUUCAAACUAAGGAGCUUUUGUUUGGCCUUUCUUUAGCUGUGAUGAUUGAAUCCCUCUCGCUUUGUUGAUGUUUGUUUAGUUGGAUCCCCAUUUAGCUUUUGUAGAAUCAGCAGCUACUCUUCCUGGGGUCCACAAAAAACACGACAAGUAACAAAACACUGAUACACAAGGACAGUCACACAAAUUAAAAUACAGGGAUGUACAAACAAUACAUCUCAAAUAUGUGUGUGUGUGUUAGAGUGCGUGUCUCUUAGUGUGUCUGUGUGUUAGUGUGUGUCUCUUAGUGUGUCUGUGUGCUAGUGUCUCUGUGUGCUAGUGUCUGUUAGUGUGUCUGUGUGCUAGUGUGUCUGUGUGUAUGUGUGUUAAGAGUGUGUUAGAGUGUGUCUGUGUUAGUGUGUCUUUGUGUUAGUGUUAAUGUGUGUGUGUGUGUGUGUGUGUGUGUGUGUGUGUGUGUCACCUCACAGUCCCCUCUGUUCCAUGAGAUGCUGUUUAUUUUGUUUCUUUUAAAGGUAAUUCUUCUGUUUGCUGAGUAACUGGAAAUGGAAGGGAGUUCCAUGUGAUCACGGCUCUGUAUAAUACUGUGAGUUGCCGUGAAUGAGUUCUUUAACCUCUACCACUAGCCUAUUCCCCCUCGUCACUUCCCUCCCUCUACUCUGUAGUCAGGAGGCAGCAUCUGCAGGCCUGAAGGCCUGGUACUUUACAAAGUCAGAAUAUUAAGAAAAAAAUAUUCAUUAUAGAGAAAAUUGUAAAAAAAAAAACAUAUAUAUAUUGUUACCCAGAAGCCUAGUGACCCAGAAGUAUAGUUUUGAAGUGGGUGAAAUAUAAUUUUCUUGCUUUUUCAAAUGUGACUGAACAUGCUGGGUUGUCUCUCCCGUGAGUGUAAAAGUAUGAAUCACCUACCCAGAAACACACCCUGUCAUCAUCAUCAUCGUCAGGGGGGAAGAUUAGUGAAGAACUAAAGUGAUACUGCCCCACGGACAUUACCCUCCUCUAAUAUAGGCUACAACCACACAACAAAAUAUCUGUCUUGAAAAAGUGCUCUUAAAAAAAAACUGGAAUAACUGAUUACUGUUCAGACUCAUCAGUUUCUGCAGAAAGUAAAAUAAAAGUGAAAACAGAGAGUUGAUUUUAACGUUGAUAACCAAACACAGCGACCACUGGUGCCCACAUAUUUAAUGAAAAGCAGAUGUGAAAAUAGCUGAGUCAGUAGAAAACAUGCCAAGUCAUGCAUGUGUUGUUCCUCAAGAGCAGCACUUUUAUUUAGCAGAAGUGUCUUUACCUUUAGGAAUCUCUUUGGCUAACCACCGUGACCUGCUCAACCAGGGCCAGGCCAGUGAGGAUGACCCCAUGUGGAGGAUAUACCCCUCCUAUAAAAGCUGCUCUUGAAUACAGGUCAUUAUUUGACUCAUGAGGAUUUUCAUUCAAUAUGUCACAUCCUUUUCCCACCUUUCAUAUAUUAAUGAUUUUUAUUUUUAUGAAAACAAAUAUAUAUCCAGUCUAUUAGAUACAUGGUAAUAAUAACCCUGACAUAUGUGAAUAGAGAACAAAAAUAACAACGACGACAGUUAAGGAAAACGUGUAAAAGAAUGUUAUUUGCAGUGUAUUAAAUAUCUCGUCAAAAAUGAACAUUAGAAUUGCUUUUAUGUCAGUAAGGUGUAUUUAGGCGUAUUAAAACAAAGUUUUUUUUUUUUUAUGUGGCUGGUUUACAUGUGUCUGUAUCUGGCAUUUUAUUGAUAAGAAAUGGGAUGAAGUAUUUAGCUUUGCCCUUGUAGCUUUUCUCCUCUGGAUGUCUCGUUUAUCUGUUCAUGUACUACUAAAACAAACACAUGUAGUUAGUAGGCUGUUAGUGGUACAAUAAUCCAGUAGGAUUUUACAUAGACGUCUUUGAUCGUCUCGUACGACAGUCUAUUUUUAUCAGUUUGAAACACAACCUGAUUAAGAGGUCUGGUUUUAAGAUGCCUUUUUCAUAUACACUAGCCUGUUGAAAACUUGCGCCCAAAGUUGUAAAACUAUAAUACGUGCUCUGUAUCACGUAAGUGAUAUUUGUAUGAUGGAAAAUAUUAAUAAUGUCCUGUUUUUGGCCAACAAAUGAAUGAUAUGUUUCACUUUCCUACAGACGUCCUGAUUGAUAGAUCGAGAGAUAGGCUUUGGAACACCCAGCACGUGGGGUAUAUAAAGUCCAUUAGUCAAAAGAAAGUCAAAGUGCAUCUUGAGCGUACAAGGACUGAUAUUAACAGUAUUCAUAUAUUAUCCUCUUGGUUUGCAACUUUCUCAACUCUCUUUGACGUUGUCUGUUUGAGUACUCAGCCCAGUCCAUAUGCAACUAUUAGUAAACAUGUAGUUUCAAGUAGACGCCAAGUAUGAAGAAAAGAAAAACUACAACUAUAUAACAUAAGGAAAACAAAACAAAUUGCUGCUUUUAGCUACAGUUGCUGGGAACAGAGAACAUUUCAACAUUGCAAGAUGUAAACAUGCACAGUGGUACAGAUUUGAACUGUUUCCCUUCCUGUCUGUACUCCUCACUCAGCUGCUUCCUGGUUUCAGGAGGAAAGGGUCUUAAAGAAAUACACAAUAUCCAGAACAGACAAGUCUCCAGCCUGCUCUUUGACAUUCAAAGCAUGGGAUGACUGACUAGGAUAUUUCUUAGUCGUUUUUUUGUUGUUGUUAUAUGAUAUUUUUAUUUUCUGUUUGUUAAAACAGGACCUUGAAACGACACAACACAUCACCUCAUUUUAUUUGGGAAUUUUUUUUCUUCCCAAAACCUGGGGAGAGGAAACAAAAUCUUGCACAAUUGCUCAUUAAAAUAAAUAUUUUAUUAUUUCAUUUUAAUAAUGGUAGAAUUGUUAUUCUAAUUGACCAACCGAUCAGAGCCUACUAUUGCCUCUUCAGUCAGCUAAUUAGACUGACCUAUAAAAGUAGUUGCCAAAUAUGUGAAAAGAAAUCCAACGUAAAAGAAACAUGUGUUUGGUUGUGACAGAGCGCCACUACCAACCAAUACUUGUGAAGUAAUACGUUCAGGUAUGAAUCCCCAAAGUUCAUGUUGACACUUCCAAUAGGCUGGGAAAUUAUCUAAAUUAGGAACAUUUAAUGAUUGAUCGUGAAGAAAUGUGGUUCGCAUCUUUGAAAGAAUUUGCCUCUUUCUUAUAGUGGUAAUUGAAUAUAAAUAUUUAUAUAAUUGUUUAAAAGCUAUGCUUAAAACAUAUAUAUUUUUUGUGUACAUCAAGUUUACAUUUUGAAAGACCAUGGCUAUAUCCAAUUCCAGACAAAAUUGUAGCACUCAAAUUUAGCAUUUAUCUUUUUAUUCAUUUAUUGAGCAUUUAUUGAUUAAAAAAGAAACGUCAAUUGGCA